Messenger RNA from Penaeus indicus, 1311 nucleotides. RefSeq lists its product as uncharacterized. The coding region runs from base 69 to 1184 and encodes 371 amino acids. The record is from RefSeq and is a predicted model, not a curated record. Lineage: Eukaryota; Metazoa; Arthropoda; Malacostraca; Decapoda; Penaeidae. The transcript is spliced from 4 exons.
CGGCGGGAUAUAUAGUGUAGACGAGAGUCUGUAUUUUCUCAGUGUUACUUUCAGACCGAUUAGCAACGAUGCUGGGGCUACUGGCGGUAGUGCUAGCGCUGGCGAGCGUCUCUUCGCCGUCCUUGGCGCAGGACGCGGCUCCAGCUGAGGCCGCGGCUUCAGCUCCUGCAGUAGCGGCGGAGGACUCGGGGCCAGCGGACUCGGCUACGGCGGAGGCCCAGCCCGGCACCGAAGUGGGUGAGGCGAAGGACGGAAUCCUGCUCAAGGACACGGACGAGCGGCUCUUCUUCGGCCGUUUCUCGACCACCACGUACACCGGCGUGGCCGUGUCCACGUCGACCGUGUUCUUCUCGUGUCUGCUGGGUACGGCGCCCACCGUGUGCGCAGGCCGGCGCCGCCGUGCCAAGAAGAGCGUCAAGUUCGAGACUUCCGCCGAUUCCUACGUCGAGGCGGUGACUGGCUCUUUAACCCACACCCAACCAAAUUCUAAUUCUACCCUCCUUGUGAGACCCAGCCUCCGCGCAUGCCCCGAGAGCGAGCGAGAUGCCCAGUCGCCCAUAGAAACGGCCUUCGUCUUCCCGCAGAUGCUGGGGCUACUGGCGGUAGUGCUAGCGCUGGCGAGCGUCUCUUCGCCGUCCUUGGCGCAGGACGCGGCUCCAGCUGAGGCCGCGGCUUCAGCUCCUGCAGUAGCGGCGGAGGACUCGGGGCCAGCGGACUCGGCUACGGCGGAGGCCCAGCCCGGCACCGAAGUGGGUGAGGCGAAGGACGGAAUCCUGCUCAAGGACACGGACGAGCGGCUCUUCUUCGGCCGUUUCUCGACCACCACGUACACCGGCGUGGCCGUGUCCACGUCGACCGUGUUCUUCUCGUGCCUGCUGGGUACGGCGCCCACCGUGUGCGCAGGCCGGCGCCGCCGUGCCAAGAAGAGCGUCAAGUUCGAGACUUCCGCCGAUUCCUACGUCGACACGGGUCUCGAGAGCAGCCAAACCCCGGUGGCCGUCGGCGAGAAGGACGCGGGCGCCAGCGAGGACCAGUCCAAAAUAUUCGUGAACGUGUGGACCACUUCGAGGACCUCCACCACCGUCACCGUCCUCUUCACGAACACGUCCACCACUCUACGAAUCUCGCUGUUCUGCAUAGCAGGGUUCGUGCAGGUUCCCCAGUUUAACUGUGUUAACCCGUAGGCGGAGUGAGUUCGCUUUGAACACGUUCCGCUCAUGAUAUCGUGUGCAGUGCCCCUUAGUAUUUAAGUUCUGAUUGUGUAUAUGUGGAGGAGAUUCCAAACAAAUAUAUAUGUAUGCAUUAGCAUAU